AUGAGUGCCUUUUCUCCACGAAGAAGUGCUCGUCUCGCUCAAGAUCCGGCUCGCGCCCUCGCCUCACAAUCGACACCUUCCUUCGCCUUCUCACAGCCAUCGAGCACCUCUACUACAUCACACCCGAGCCCUGGCACCGACGGCCUCAACCCACCACCAUCGACGCCGCAGAAUAAUCUCCGCCUACAGGCACAGCAUCUGCAACAGAAUACCAUGAUGUCGCAGCAGCAGCAUCUCGGCGCUCCUCUACCCUCUCCCUCCACGAACGAUGUUCCCUUCUUCUCGAGGACGCACUCUCAGCCGAACCCAUUCCAACAACAAAAUCAGAACACAUCUGCCUUCCAGCAGCAGUCAUUCAUGCAGAAUCAAGAGCAGGCACAGCCACAACAUCUACAUCCUCACAGCAACUCGAUGUCGCAAUCACGCAACGUCAACGCUAUGGCUCCACAGAUGCCGCCCGAUUUCUUAGCCGAAGCGGCAAAGCGAGCCCAAAUCGCCUGUCUUAUGCGCGAUAUGGGUGAUGUCACUCUAUGA
Molecule: messenger RNA, 534 nt
Organism: Cyphellophora attinorum
Lineage: Eukaryota; Fungi; Ascomycota; Eurotiomycetes; Chaetothyriales; Cyphellophoraceae
Exons: 1
Coding region: 1-534 (177 amino acids)
Source: RefSeq, a predicted model, not a curated record